AAUGAAUUUUACAACAGAGACACACUCUUGUCUCUCUCGUUCCCUUUCAGCCCUGACUCUCGCAAAACCCGCCGACGGUAAUCCUUCACGCGGCGCCGCCGCCUCCACAUCCGGUGAUUGUCGAAUUCCGCUGGCACGAGGCGAAUCCUGAACGAAGGUCAAAACAAUUUUGUGCCCUCGUUCACCUUGUUACUGAAAUUUUGAUAUUCGGAUCGAUGGGUCGUUCUCGGAUGGUGUCACGUCCGGAAGACGAGGACCCCAAUCAGAGUAAAUCCAAGAGGAAAAGGCCUAGUUCUACAGAGGCUACGAAUCAAGCUACAGUAGGUCAGGAAUCGAGGGAUGGAAAAGUAGCCUUAUAUCAUUGUAAUUACUGCAAUAAGGAUUUAUCGGGGAGAAUUCGCAUGAAAUGUGUGGCAUGCCCAGAUUAUGACCUUUGUGUGGAGUGCUUUUCUGUUGGAGCCGAGCUUACACCUCAUAAAAGUAAUCAUCCUUAUAGGGUUAUGGAUAAUUUGUCAUUUCCUCUUCUAUGUCCAGAUUGGCAUGCAGAUGAAGAGAGCUUACUUUUGGAGGGCAUUGCUGUGUAUGGAUUUGGAAACUGGGAUGGAGUUGCAGAGCAUGUUGGAACAAAGAGCAAGUUGCAGUGUCUCAAUCACUAUAAUGCUAUGUAUAUGAACUCCCCUUGCUUCCCUCUUCCUGAUCUGUCGCAUGUUAAGGGUAAGAGCAGGGAGGAGCUCCUUGCCAUGGCUACAGUCCCUGGUGAGGUCAAGAAAGAGUUUCCUAUGGUAGGGGAGCAUAACCUUAAUGAAGGGUCUUCAUUAUCAGCAAGAGUCAAAUGUGAGGAAUCAAAAAAAGAAGACUCUGCCCAUCAAACCUCAUCAAGUGGAACUGCAGGUUCAAUCAGUGGUAGCACAUUUUCAGGUGCAGUAAAGAAGUCAAACAAACCACAGAUAAAGGAUGAAAUCAAACAAGGAGAAUCUGAAGCAGACAGAAGCUUUAGUGAGAAAAAACCUAGGGUGUUAGGUGACAGUGGGCCUUCUGUGGUUGAGUUGAGUGGAUAUAACUUCAAGCGGAAGGAAUUCGACAUUGAAUAUGACAAUGAUGCUGAGCAUUUACUAGCAGAUAUGGAAUUCAAGGACAAUGACUCUGCAGCUGACCAUGAACUUAAAUUGAGGAUUUUGCGCAUAUACUCAAAGAGGCUUGAUGAAAGGAAACGCAGGAAGGAAUUCAUACUGGACAGAGAUCUACUCUACUCCGACCCAUUUGAAAAACAUUUGUCUCCUGAAGAGAGGGCAAUAUGUCAGCCCUACAAGGUCUUCAUGCGGUUCCACUCCAAGGAAGACCAUGAAGAGCUUCUUAAGAAUCUAAUUGAAGAACAUCGCAUUGUGAAGAGAAUACAAGAACUCCAGGAAGCUCGAGCUGCUGGAUGUCGAACAAUUGUCGAAUCAAAUAGGUUUCUUGAUCAGAAAAGGAAAGAAACCAGAGACAGCAGCAAGAGAGUUAAGGAAAAUAGUCAAGCUGUUCCAAGUGAUGUAUCAAAUCAUCUCAAAGGAGAACAUGAUGACAAUCCCAGGGGCAGUGUAAAAGAAUCUCCAAGAUCGCGAGGCAGCGGCAAGGAACCAUCUCCAGCAACACCAUGGAUUUCGAGCUCCAUUCACGAUUGGGACAUCACGGGAUUUGCAGGCGCUGAUUUACUAUCUGAAAUGGAGAGGCGACUUUGCUGUGAGAUAAGAAUAUUACCAGCUCAUUAUCUGAAAAUGGUGGAUAUCAUAUCAGUUGAGAUGUUAAAGGGCAGUGUUACAAAGAAAUCUGAUGUCCAUGGUCUGUUCAAGGUGGAUCCAAGUAAGGUAGAUAGAGUUUAUGAGAUGGUUGUGAAAAAGGGAAUUGCUCAAGCAUGACUUAGAGAGUUUUGUUCUUGUUAAAACCAUAUAAAUGCAAUAAUUUGAAAGCCGAGAUGGAACCACCGACCUUUGGAAUGGUAAUUGGUGCUUUAUUCACUCCGAUAUGUUCAUAUUAGCAAUUUGGUGGUUCGAUUCUCGCUUGAGAACCUAAUUUCUACGCUGAUAUAAGAUUAACCACUCGUAUAUUGUAUUGAGUAAGAAAAUUUUUAA
Cucurbita maxima (winter squash) is the source of this 2108-nucleotide messenger RNA. RefSeq names its product transcriptional adapter ADA2a-like. Gene Ontology annotation, cellular component: nucleus. Gene Ontology annotation, molecular function: zinc ion binding; protein binding; chromatin binding. NCBI's taxonomy places the organism in Eukaryota, Viridiplantae, Streptophyta, Magnoliopsida, Cucurbitales, Cucurbitaceae. The record is from RefSeq and is a predicted model, not a curated record. Gene Ontology annotation, biological process: chromatin remodeling; regulation of transcription by RNA polymerase II. The coding region runs from base 216 to 1895 and encodes 559 amino acids. The transcript is spliced from 14 exons.